Pan troglodytes (chimpanzee) is the source of this 10267-nucleotide messenger RNA. RefSeq lists its product as uncharacterized. The record is from RefSeq and is a predicted model, not a curated record. The coding region runs from base 682 to 1464 and encodes 260 amino acids. NCBI's taxonomy places the organism in Eukaryota, Metazoa, Chordata, Mammalia, Primates, Hominidae. The transcript is spliced from 2 exons. Gene Ontology annotation, biological process: virion assembly.
AGCAGCUGCCUCUGACCAGGGCUGCCAAAGUGCGCCUGCGAUUAGAUAUCAUUAAUAAGUCAGAUCAGAUUUCCUUUACAGGGAUUCAAACCCACAUUCCUUUACAGGAAGAGACUACAAAUUAUUACAGGAUGGGUAAUACCCAGAGCACUCCUCUAUCUCUCCUUACGAGUAAUUUCAAAGAAGUUAGAGCAAGGGGCCAUGAUCUUGGUAUAGAAAUCAGGAAAGGAAAGCUAAUUACUCUGUGUCGCUCCGAAUGGCCUGCCUUUGAUGUGGGGUGGCCGCCCGAAGGGACCUUCCGACUUGCUGUCAUCACUAGGGUAAAGUCCAAGAUUUUCCUACCUGGGCGUGCGGGCCACUUAGAUCAAGUCCCAUAUAUCCUCAUAUGGCAGGACCUUGUUGAGAACCCGCCUCCUUGGCUGUCCCCUUUCCAAUUGGCCUCUGAACCCUGUAAGGCACUGGUUGCUCGACCACUAAAAUCCAAGCAACCAACUGCCCCACCCCCAUCCUGUUCUACCUGACAGUGGGGACCCACUGUUCACAGAACCCCCUCCGUACCCCUCCGGGCCCCAGGCCCCAGCCCCCCUGGCUGAGCUGCGGGAGGGAGCAGGCGGACGGGAGGCGGCCGGCACACACGGGCCCGCUGAAAGGGAAAGUAACUUUGAAGGGCCGGCGGGGAGGAUGCGAGGGCACACUUCGCGGACUAGCCCCCCUCAGCUGCCUGACUCCACGGUGGCUUUACCCCUUUGGGAAAUAGGACCCCCAGAUGACACAGGAAUCCCCAGGCUCCAGUACUGGCCAUUCUCCACCAGUGAUCUGUAUAACUGGAAAACUCAGAGUGCUCGGUUUUCAGACAACCCCAAAGAUUUACUGGCUUUACUAGAUAGUGUCAUGUUCACCCACCAGCCCACUUGGGAUGAUUGUCAGCAGCUCCUCCGAAUUUUGUUCACCACAGAAGAGCGAGAGAGAAUACAGAUAGAAGCUAGAAAGCUGGUCCCGGGGGACGACGGUCAACCGACUGCCAACCCCGACCUCAUAAACACAACCUUUCAUCUGACCAGGCCGGCGUGGGACUACAACACGGCAGAAGCCUUACAGAAAAUUCACCAAGAAAUCUGGCCCAAGCUGAAAGAGCUAUAUGAGACCAGUCCCCCACCGACACCCAAUCCGUACCAGCCGGGAGACUGGGUCCUGGUUAAGCGACACGGACAAGAGACCCUAGAGCCCAGGUGGAAAGGACCACUCCAAGUACUCCUGACCACACCCACCGCCCUGAAGGUAGAAGGCAUUGCGUCGUGGAUCCACUACACCCACGUCAAGCCAGUGGACCCAACCUCCGACCUUCUGGGGCCAAUCACGGCGGCGGCUGAAGCACCGGACACGUGGACUGUGGACAGAGCUAAGAACAACCCCUUAAAACUCACCCUGCGCCGGCAGCAUAGCUCACUGCAAACAUGCAGUUAGGUAGUCUAACUCUAACAUUGGUCGCCCUAGUGGCCGCUGGGAAAAACGUAAAGCCAGCUCCUAAUCCCUUUGUCUAGAGAUUCUGGCUUUAUGAAAACCAAACCCACCCUGGGCAACCUCAUAAGCCCGGGAAACUAGUGGCCAGUGCAGAUUGCCCCUCUUCAGGGUGCAAUAGCCCAAUUUUACUAAAUUUUACCAAUUUCCCAGUAGCCAAACCAGUGGCACCAAUAAUAUGCUUCGAGUAUGAUCAGACUGAAUACAAUUGUAAGCACUAUUGGUGGCACCAAAGUGCCGGCUGCCCUUAUAACUAUUGUAACAUCCAUAAAUACCAAUGGUGGGGUGGAAAAGAACAGAUAGAUCCCAGAUGGCCCUUCCAUCGCAGACGAGAUAGAGACCUUUCAUAUACAUGGAUAGUUAGAGACCCCUGGAACUCCCGCUGGACCACGCCUCAACACGGGGCUGUAUACUACUCCUCCGCCUCCACAUGGCCUAGCAGUCACCUCUAUCUGUGGCGGGGUCUAGUGCAGGUACGGCCCCUGGUCCAUGGAAAUAUCCAGCGACAAGAAAACCGCCUGACACAAGAUUUACGUCCUUUUUCCUGGUUAAAAUUAUUGCAAGAAGGAUUAGAACUUGCCAACCUUACAGGACUUCACAGCCUGUCUGGCUGCUUUCUGUGUGCCACUCUAGGGCGUCCACCGCUAACCGCUGUCCCCCUGCCAUGGGGAUCCUCCACCUCUGCCCAAGCUAACAACCACUGAAACCUCUCAUAUGCCCCUAUCCCUAACGUGCCACUAUACCUAAACCCCAGUCAAGAAAAGUUUCCCUACUGUUUCUCAGGAACUAAUUCCAGCCUCUGCAGCAUCACUGCAACGCCCCCUAAUAUCACCUUAAGGGCUCUGUCAGGCAUAUUCUUCUGGUGUAAUGGAACAUUAUCUAAAAACCUAUCAAGCCCCUCUGUUACCAACCUACUGUGUCUUCCUAUCCCAUUAGUUCCCCGGUUAACUCUACUUACUGCUGGCGAGUUCCUAGGGUAUACCGGUAACUGGACUAGUGCUGUUAUUCACCCAGACCCUAGACCGAGACCUGCACGAGCCAUAUUUCUCCCCCUCAUUGCAGGAAUCUCCCUCACCGCAUCCUUCAUGGCGGCCGGACUGGCUGGGGGAGCCCGAGGUCACACCCUCAUAGAAAGUAACAAGCUGUACCAACAAUUUGCCAUUGCUAUGGAGGAGUCAGCUGAGUCCCUUGCCUCCCUCCAGUGGCAGCUCACGUCCCUAGCACAGGUAACCUUGCAGAACCGGAGGGCCUUAGACCUACUCACUGCUGAAAAAGGGGGUACGUGUAUGUUUCUAAAGGAAGACUUGUUUCUACAUAAAUGAAUCAGGGCUUGUGGAAGACCGGGUCCAACAGUUAUGCAAGUUAAGCACAGAAGUAAGAACACGGCAGUUUGCUUCAGCUGCAGACCAAUGGUGGAACUCAUCUAUGUUUUCUCUGUUAGCCCCCUUCCUUGGACCCCUGCUGAGUCUACUAUUUCUGCUUCCCGUAGGACCUUGUGUUGUUAACAGAAUUUUGCGGUUCGUUAGAGAAAGGUUUGACACUGUACAACUCAUGGUCCUCAGAGCCCAAUACCAACCUAUAAACGCUGAAACAGAAUCAGACUUAUAAGACCCAAGAUUGGCUCUAAAAAUACCUGAAAAGAAAGGGGGGGAAUGAAAAGAGCCGGGCACAUUCCUCAGCCCCGGGCUCAAAACAAACAAGCCCAGUACAAACACAUCCCAUCCUCCCAUCCCACCACAUAUCACCAUAUAUCUCUCAAACUUCCUGAGCCCAGUACAAACACCACCAGGAAAGUCUCCGAUAAGGGGACAGCCGUUCAAAGUUUUACUGAAAGAGCGGGAACCAAAAGAAUUCCUUUGUUCCCCUGUAACUUUCAGGCUAUAAAAAGCAAACACUCGCAUUGUUCAGGGCCCUCUUGUAUGCUGUGGAAUGGAGGGACCAGGUUCGAACUUGUAGUAAAGAUCCUUGCCGCUUGGCUUUGACUCUGGACUCUGGUGGUCUUCUUUGGGGAACUAACGGUCUGGGCAUAACAAACUCUUGAAGUAAAUAAAUAAUCUUUGCUGGCAGGACUGCUGAAUCUCCUUAGGCACUCUCUAAUCAGAUAUCCUGAGUCGUCCCAAUUCUUAGACCUUUUAUAUUUGUUUUUCUCCUUCUGUUAUUCCUUUUAGUUUCUCAAUUCAUCCAAAACCAUAUCCAGGCCAUCACCAAUCAUUCUAUACGACAAAUGUUUCUUCUAACAUCCCCACAAUAUCACCCCUUACCACAAGACCUCCCUUCAGCUUAAUCUCUCCCACUCUAGGUUCCCACGCCGCCCCAAUCCCGCUUGAAGCAGCCCUGAGAAACAUCACCCAUUCUCUCUCCAUACCACCCCCCCAAAAUUUUCACUGCCCCAACAGUUCAACACUAUUUUAUUUUUCUUAUUAAUAUAAGAAGGCAGGAAUGUCAGGCCUCUGAGCCCAAGCCAAGCCAUCGCAUCCCCUGUGACUUGCACGUAUACACCCCGAUGGCCUGAAGUAACUGAAGAAUCACAAAAGAAGUGAAUAUGCCCUGCCUCACCUUAACUGAUGACAUUCCACCACAAAAGAAGUGUAAAUGGCCGGUCCUUGCCUUAACUGAUGACAUUACCUUGUGAAAGUCCUUUUCCUGGCUCAUCCUGGCUCAAAAAGCAUCCCCACUGAGCACCUUGCGACCCCCACUCCUGCCCGCCAGAGAACAAACCCCCUUUGACUGUAAUUUUCCUUUACCUACCCAAAUCCUAUAAAGUGGCCCCACCCUUAUCUCCCUUCGCUGACUCUCUUUUCGGACUCAGCCUGCCUGCGCCCAGGUGAAAUAAACAGCCAUGUUGCUCACACAAAGCCUGUUUAGUGGUCUCUUCACACGGACGCGCAUGAAAGCAACUAGUGUCAUAAGUCCUAGACUUAGGUCUGGAACAGUGUUAUUCUCAGUGUAUUCCAUCAGCCAAAGCAUUCGCAGACCCAGAUUCAAGUGGAUAAAUAUUCUCAGACAUAUACUGGAGAAGAGAGCUAGUGAGUUUGUGGUGUUCUUAAUCUAUCAUAUCAUCCCUUCCCACUGUUUGCUAGUGAACUUAGAUAUCAUUGGUAUUCCUGGUCAGACAUGGGCUAAGUCCACUCUCAUAAGCAGAACUCAGUCAAAGCAGAAUAGGUCAGAAGGUGAGUAUAAUAUCAAACUAUCUCUUGUAGUGCCUUGAACUGGAGGAAAUCCAGAUAAUGUAACACUGGGAGCAGGGUAGCCUAAUAGCUAGAACAACUCAGCAACUUGGGGCUGGAAAUUAGAGCCAGAAUGUUAUUCCUUCACUACUGAGUGCCUACCUAUUAGGUGCCAGUUAUUACUAGACACAAGGGUGAGAUACUUGUUCUCUUAGAUCCCUCAAUCUGUUGAAGAUGAACAAUUAAUGGAUGAUGGAUGAAUGUUUAAUCUAUAAAAUGUGUCUGAUUUGGCAGAGAGUGAAAAUCUAAUGGUGGCUGGGAAGGAUGCUCUGUGGAGUGGACAUUAAUCUGAUUACCCGAAUGGUACAAAGAAGCCAAGGUUGGAAGGAAGCACCUUCUAGGAAGAGAGUGCAGCAAGUGCAAAGUAGAAGGAACAAGAUGGAAGUCAGUGUGUUUUGGAGGAUCAUGAAUGAUGAGUUGCAGGAAGUGAAAACAGAGGGAGAGAGAAGUCGUAUAAUAUAGGACCUUGAAGGCCAUAGGCAAGAAUUAGGUUAUCAUUUGAAGAGCAAAAGUGAGCCAAUGAAGGUAUUUUAUUAAGACAGUGGUAUAACUUAAUUGGUGUUAUGAAAACACCUCUCUGGCUGCCAAGUGGGGAAAGGACUAUGAGAGCACACGAAUGGGAGCAAGGACAGCAUGGUGGUGGUGGUAGGGGAUCCUGGUGAGAGAUGAAGGUCAAGUGCUAGUGACUGAGAUGGAAACAAGUGUAUGGACUAGAGACAUUUAGAAGGUAAUAUUGUUAGGGUGUGGUGAUGGAUUGGAGGGGGUACAGAGGGAGAGGAAGGCCUCAAAGGAGAGUCCAAGGUUUCUGGUAACUAGGAUACACUGUCAUCCCACCCUGCCUCAUCACCCAACCUAGGAAAGAAUAUUUAGAUCAUGAGUUUUACUCAAUUCAUCUUGCUUUUGAGAGUAAGUCUUCUAUAUCCCUACUUGGCUUCUAGAAACACUACCCAGCAGUGAGCCCAGAAAUGUUCAAAGACACUAAAUAUAUUUUCAAAGUGCUUUUCAAUUCACUCAGGGAAAGAAGAGGGGAAGGUCUGUUCCUAACCCUUUCACUGUCAGUAUAUUUAACUAAGCCAGGUAACACGGGCUCUCCCCUUGUGAGUGUCAUAGUAUGUCUUUGAAAAGUAGCUAACCUGAUCAUGAAAAUAAAAUUGAGAGACUCAGCCUCUGUGGGAGACUGUUGCUCUCCCAGCCUGCCACAGUAAUUGUUCUGGGAUAUCUCACUUCCCUGCCACAUGGCGCUGUUCCCUUUGAUUUAUUUUCUCUGAUGAAGGGACAUUGAGUGAUCACAGCUCCAGCUUUGUGUCAUCAUGACCGAACUCAAUCAAUCAUAGCUGGGCCAAACAAGCUGCUAGAAGAAAAUGAGUGAGAAUUAUUUUCUGUGCACCUUUGCAACUCUUCAGAUUAUAGUUUAUCAUUCUCAUCUGAGGGAAGGGGAGGGCAGACACCAGAAUAAAACAGUAGUUUAUUGUUGUGAGGAGUGACUGACAGGUAUACCUUGAAGAUGCAGCAAUGGAGGGAAAUAAAUGUGUUCCGUUAGCCAGACAUUGCAAUCUCUGGCAAGGAAAUGCUGUGGGUUCACAUUUUCAGGCCCUGCUUGGCCUCACGGUUUAGAUGGUUGUUGAUCUCCCUGUGUAACAUUUUCCAGGCUCAUGUGAGAAACGUGUACAAAUAAAUCUGAAGAUGAGAAUCAAAGCACUUAGGUAUCAAAAAAUCCAUGAUUCUUGCCUCUGACAAGUAAAAUUUGCUUUCAGGUGAAAUGCUUCACUCACCCUUCACAUUCAGCAAUAUGCUAUGCUCAACUUGCAGCAAGACAUUUUAGAAUUAUUUCUAAAUCUAAGUUUCAAAUAUGCACAAAUACAUAGAAAUUUGCUGUCAGUGAUCUCUCUUCCAUCUGCACCAGACUAAAGGUUCCAAAGACUUUAAAUGUGCAAACUAAAUAUCUCCCACUCAGGGUCAAUGCAUGGGACAACUCCACAUGAUAUUCCCUAUGAGUCCCUGUCCGGGUGCCUACCGGGUAGUGGCAAGGGCUGACCUUCAAAUGCCCUUAGAGUUGUAGAAUGCGGCAGCCUUGUUGCUCAUACCUCCAUGAACCAACCUCAUAUGCUUAUUAAAUACCCCUUUCCCAUCUGCGGCAAGGGUCUGGUACCUUUGGUAGGCCUCCAGCCAUUCUCAGGCUUAUCUGGCUUCAGACUUUCCCCUUCAGCCAAUGGUAUACAUUGCUUAUGACUUGGCUUUUGCUUCGGUUUCUUAAUGUAGUUUGUCUUUCUGGUACUAGAACUCUACCCCAAUCUCUAUGUAGUCUUACAUUUCCUUCUCAGGGGGACUGGAAUCUGUCCCCUGAACCCAUCCUACUCUACCCCCACAUUUGGCUAGAGUCUUGUCUAGCAAAGUAUAGUUUGCCUCACUCUGCUCCAGAAACUCUUGCUAGCAAACUUUUUUUAAAAUUUUCCUGAGACAGGGUCUUGCUCUGUCACCAGGCUGAAGUAGAUGUUGCAGUCAUGGCUCACAGCAUUCUAAAACUCCUGGACUCAAGUGAUCUACCCACAUCAGCCUCCUGAGUAGCUGGAACUAUAGGCACGUGCCUCUGCACCUGGCUGAUGUUUUAAUUUUUUUUUUGCAGAGACAGAGCCUCACUAUGUUGCCCAGUCUGUUCUUGAACUCCUGGUCUCAAGUGAUCCUCUAUCUUGGUCUCCCAAAAUACCAGGAUUCCAGGCAUGAGCCACUGCACCCAGCCAUUGCUGACAAACUUCACCUGUCAGAGUCAAUUCAGAUUAAGCCCAUGCUCAGCCUCCUAAAACGCUGUGACUUGUCCUGCUGCGAUUUGAUACUCAGCAUUGAUCCUACCAUUUUGGGCUUAUUCCCUUCUUCAUGCAGGGUCACUUUUGAGGGUCUAGUGGGCAACACAAAAGACAACACUUUCCCAUUAUAAAUCCACACCAAGUGUGGGCCAGGUUUUAAAUUACUUCAGUUAAGAGCCUCUGACAAUAAAGUUUUAAAUUUAACUCAUGAAACAUGCCAAUAAAUACCACAUUAUUUUUUGUUACAUAUAAAAAACUCAAAAAUAUUUAGAGGAUCAAUUCCCAAGCAUCUUUCAUUAAGCCAGCUGGUGACAUAAACUUUCCUGUCUUGCAUUUUUAUCCUCCUCUUUUCAUCCAAGAUCAUACCAUCAAACCUUUAUGAAUUUGGGCAAAAGAAGGAAGUUAGGUAUGGGAGAUGCAGGCCACAGAGUACCUUCAGGGAUUAUUUUCUUCAUGGUGAUAGGGUGAGAUCUGUCCUUAUCUUCCUAAAGAGACUCAUAAAACUCUGGAUGUAAUGAGUUCUAUUUUGAGAAAUAAACCAAAAAUUGAAAUUUAGAAUUUUUAGUGCUGUACUCCAGUGAUCCAAAGAAAAUAAUGAGUUGCAUAUUUGCAAUUACUGUAAUGUGACUUAGCUACACUAUUGUAAUCUGGACACAGAUUUAAGACAUAAAAUCCCUGUGCUCCCUGGUGGCCUCAGGGGUGACAUCACUUGUUAUGAAAUUGAGAGGGAGUAGUUCAAAUAAUGUAAUGGAAAAAUCCCAAAUGCAAAUGCAGUUGGUUAUGAAUCCAGGAAGAUCACUGUGUUUAUACCCAGAAGACUGACUACAUCUCGUAGGAAUCAGGAGAGUCUUUUGCUGUUACCACAAAACUGUCUGUUGACAAUCCUGUUCCUCCUACUCAUGGAGCCAGAUUUUAGAGGUUAGGAACCAGACCUUAGUGUAAGGGCCCACAGCCACUGCUUUUUUGGCAGAAUGGGAAGUAGGGAGUCUAGGAACAAGGGGUAAAACCCUACUCCUUUUCUCUAAUAAUCUCUCCUUACUCUCAGAAUGAGAGAAUUUGUGCAAGUGUCCAAGAAGUGUUCACAGUAGGCCUGUGAAGUAGGCACAUGUACUGGGGUCACACAGCACAGUAAAACAAGCUCUGCUCUGGCAUCAAACUCCCUGGACUGGGUUUGAACCCCUGACCAUUACUAGAUUCAUGACCCUGGGAAAGUUCUUUAAUCUCCCUGAGUCUGUUUCCUCAUAUGCUACAGUGGGAAUCAAAAUAUCUACCUUGCAAAAAUUAUUGUGAAAAUUGAAGAUAAAUAAUUAUUUUAAUGUUUUCCACAGGGUAGAAAUUCAUAACCGAUAAUAGUUAACUUAUUACUAGUAUUAUCUUCUCCUUACCCUCUCCUAUCACUUUUUCCUGAGAAUUCCUUACAAAUUCUCCAGUGACAACUAAGUACAGAGGGACAUUCUAUCUCUUCUUUUAUCUUUGGGUGGAACUAGGUCUUAAGAGGCAGAAAUAACUUUCACAAUCUCCUCCCAAACUUACCCCAAAAUUCCUCAGCCUGCUGAACAACCCACAAGAGUCUCCUUGGACUCAGAACCUGAACAUGCAGAAGCUGUCUUGCUUCACUCCCCUUUGUGGGGUUCUCCUCCUUAUGCUCAGAGAGCCCCAGAGACUUUCUGCAACUCCACUUUACCACUUAAGAUCAGGCCAUCAGCAUGAAGGAUGGCAUCUGUUCAUAGGAGGCUCAAUCAAUGUUUGUGCCCUGAAUAAAGGUGUAAACCAAAAAUAAAACUCUAAGCCCCUAGACUGACUGAAUGGACCCCCUCUUGGCCACAGGGAUUCCAAAGAAACCUGAAAACUAGUUCAGGUCAUUACAGGAGAGGGCAGGCGGGGAUCAGACAUGCCACAUUAUACUUUCUUUCCAUUGGAGUUCAGGAACACAAUUGACCAGCAUUAACAUUAAAAUAGAGAUCCUAAGACUGACAGAACAGAUUCUCCCUAGCAGUAAGUUACCAAAUUCCAACUUGACUCUAGUAUAGUAUCACAUGACAGAUAGCAGGACCCUGAAGGAAAUCAAAGUAUUUUACUCCACAAUAUAUUUCUUUGACAUAUUUUAAAAUGGCCCUGCAAAGCCUUUUGUAGGAGAGAAUUUGCAUCUGUAAAGCGUCUCUAUUAACAAAACUAGAUCUUUCCCCUUGCAGCCCCCACCCCACCACCAUCACCAAUCCUGAAGAGAUUAACUGAGACUCUAGCACCUUUUAAAGUUCUGAAUAGGAAACAUUCACCAUCUAUUAUCUCUAGGGGCAGCCACCUGUAAGACUUCAUAAGAACCUUGGUCUCUACAAUCCCUUAUCUUACCCCAGACACUUCUUUCUAUUAAUUCCAGGUCUUUAAAUAAUUAUGUAACUCUUUCAACCAAUUGCCAAUCUGAAAAUCUUUAGAUUUACCUAUGACCUAUCACCAUCCCACAGCCUCGGACCCCACUGCCCCUCAAGUUGUUCCACCUUUCUGGACUAAACCAAUGUAUGCCUCCGACCCCACUGCCCCUCAAGUUGUUCCACCUUUCCGGACCAAACCAAUGUAUUUAUUGAUGUCUUAUGCCCCCUAAAAUGUAUAAAAUCAAACUGUAUCCCAAACACAUUGGACACAUGUUCUCAGGACGUCUUGUGACUGUGCCUCUUGCCAUGGUCAUUCAUAUUUGUCUCAGAAUAAAUCUCUUCAAAUAUUUUA